GCUGCUCUUCUUCCCUCGCAUCUCGCAUUGCCUUUUUGUUCCCCGUCCUCCCUGCUCAACCACCCACCGCCAUCGUAAUCUCGGCACUCGCGCUGCUGAGCAUCUCAUCAACCACCACUCAGUCCAUUGCAGAAACCACAUUUGGCGCGCAUAUCCUCGCUUCCUCCUGGACCACCUUUUUAAUCCGUCCUCCGCCGCAAGGCGACCAUACCCACCCACUCUCAUCAUGAACGGCAACGGAGAUGGCGAUCACACCAUGCGUGAUGUGAUUGAUACGCCUGACUACACCGACUCAGACGCCGGUAUGACCACCACAGAAAGCAGCAUCGCAGGUGACCUGGACGGCAGAAAGAAGAGAUGGGAAGGCCAUGAGCUGAGAAAAAGCGUUCUGGGCAAGAAGCACGACAAGCUGGGAGAAUCAAAGGAAGACGACUCUAUCCGCCGAUUCCGGUACCUUCUCGGCCUGACUGACCUGUUCCGUCAUUUCAUCGACACCAACCCGAACCCCCGCAUCAAGGAGAUUAUGGCCGAGAUCGACCGCCAAGACGAAGAGGAAAAGGCAAGAGCUGGCAAAGCCCAAUCGCGCAAGGGAGGUGCAGGCGGUGAUAGAAGGAGAAGAACAGAAAAGGAAGAAGACGCAGAGUUGCUCCGCACCGGCAAGCACGAGAGUGAUGAGUCGCGCACAAUCUUCCGCGAGUCCCCAUCAUACGUCCAGGGUCAAAUGCGCGACUACCAAGUCGCUGGUCUGAACUGGCUCGUCUCGCUGCAUGAGAAUGGUAUCUCUGGUAUUCUGGCAGACGAGAUGGGUUUGGGCAAGACUCUCCAGACAAUCUCCUUCAUCGGUUACCUACGCCUUGUUUGCAACAUUUCUGGUCCUCACUUGGUCGCUGUACCCAAGUCCACCCUGGACAACUGGAAGCGUGAGUUUGCCAGAUGGAUCCCGGAGAUCGACGUUCUGGUCCUUCAGGGUACCAAGGAAGAGCGCGCCACAAUCAUCAACGAGCGCCUUCUUGAAGAGAAGUUCGAUGUUCUUAUUACGAGCUACGAAAUGAUUCUUCGCGAAAAGACGCACUUGAAGAAGUUUGCUUGGGAGUACAUCAUCAUCGACGAGGCCCACCGUAUCAAGAACGAGGAGUCGUCCCUUGCUCAGAUCAUCCGCAUGUUCAACUCGCGCAACCGUCUCCUCAUUACCGGAACUCCUCUACAAAACAACUUGCACGAACUUUGGGCUCUACUCAACUUCCUUCUCCCUGAUGUCUUUGGUGAUUCCGAGGCUUUCGAUCAAUGGUUCUCGGGACAGGACUCUGACCAGGAAACUGUUGUCCAACAGUUGCACAGAGUUCUGCGCCCUUUCUUACUGCGCAGAGUCAAGAGCGACGUUGAGAAGAGUUUGUUGCCGAAGAAGGAAGUCAAUUUGUACAUUGGCAUGUCCGAGAUGCAAGUCAACUGGUACAAGCGCAUCUUGGAGAAGGAUAUCGACGCAGUCAACGGUGCCGGCGGCAAGAAGGAAUCCAAGACGCGUCUGCUCAACAUCGUCAUGCAACUGCGCAAGUGCUGUAACCACCCUUAUCUGUUUGAUGGCGCCGAGCCCGGCCCGCCAUACACCACCGAUGAGCAUCUUAUCUUCAACUCAGCCAAAAUGUUGAUGCUCGACAAACUUCUCAAGCGCAUGAAGGCACAAGGAAGCCGAGUUCUGAUUUUCUCGCAGAUGAGCAGACUCCUUGAUAUUCUUGAGGACUACUCAGUCUUCCGUGGGUACAAGUACUGUCGUAUCGAUGGCUCGACAGCUCACGAAGACCGUAUUGCGGCUAUCGAUGACUACAACAAGCCUGAUUCUGAGAAGUUCCUUUUCCUUCUGACCACUCGCGCUGGUGGUCUCGGCAUCAACUUGACAACCGCCGACAUCGUCGUCAUCUUUGACAGUGAUUGGAAUCCUCAAGCCGAUUUGCAGGCCAUGGACCGUGCUCAUCGUAUUGGUCAGACCAAGCAGGUUGUCGUUUUCCGUUUCGUUACUGAGAACGCUAUUGAGGAGAAGGUGCUCGAGAGAGCCGCUCAAAAGCUUCGCCUGGAUCAGCUUGUUAUUCAACAAGGACGUGCUCAACAAGAAGCAAAAAAGGCCGCUUCAAAGGACGAGCUCCUGAACAUGAUCCAGCAUGGUGCUGAGAAGGUGUUCGAAGCCAACGCCGACGGCGCCUUCUCGAAGAACGGUGAAAUUACUGAAGACGACAUUGACGCAAUCCUGAGAAAGGGUGAAGAGCGUACCGCUGAGCUCAACUCCAAGUACGAGAAGCUCGGUCUGGACGACCUCCAAAAGUUCACUUCAGAGUCGGCCUACGAAUGGAACGGUGAGAACUUCGAGAACAAGAAGAAGGUUGAGAUCGGCAUCAAUUGGAUCAAUCCCUCAAAGCGUGAGCGCAAAGACCCAGCUUCCUACUCGAUGGAUAAGUACUAUCGAAACGCCCUUAUGACAGGCGGCAGAACCGUCGACACCAAGCCCAAGGUUCCUCGCGCACCCAAGCAACAGGCCAUGCACGACUAUCAAUUCUUCAACCCACGUCUUGCGGACUUGCAGGAUAAGGAAACUGCAUGGUUCCGCAAGGAGAACAACAUCAAGGCACCUCUUGCCGAAGGUGAUGACGAGGACAAGGAGCAGCGUGAGCAAGAUCAAUCUCUGGAGCAACAGGCUAUCGACGAUGCUGAGCCUCUGACUGAGGAGGAGCAACGUGAGAAGGACAAGCUUGCCGCAGAAGGCUUUGGCGACUGGAACAAGCGUGACUUCCAACAAUUCAUCAACGGUAGCGCAAAGUACGGCCGCACAAACUACGAAGACAUUGCUUUGGAAGUCGACAGCAAGGAGCCUGACGAGAUCAAGACUUAUGCCAAGAUCUUCUGGAAGCGUUACAAGGAGAUCGCCAACUGGGAGAAGCACAUUGACUCCAUCAACGAGGGUGAAGAGCGCCGUGCAAAGGUCGUACAGCAUGGCAAACUUCUCCGACAGAAGAUGGGCUUGUACAGGGUACCGCUCCAGCAACUUAAGAUCAAUUACACUGUCAGCACUACCAACAAGAAGGUAUACACAGAGGAGGAAGACCGCUUCCUUCUGGUCAUGCUUGAUCGCUUCGGUCUCGAGAGCGAGAACUUGUACGAGAAGAUCCGUGACGAGAUUCGCGAAUCGCCACUCUUCAGAUUCGACUGGUUCUUCCUGAGCAGAACACCACAGGAAAUCGGUCGUCGCUGCAACACCCUCAUCACCACUGUUGCCAAGGAGAUGGCCGAGGCGAAUGGCGAGAAACUGAACGGUAACAAGGGCAAGAGAGCUGCAGACGAGGAAUCGAGCGAGGAGGAGGAAGUCAAGCCUACCACCAAGAAGGCUAAGGGCAACGUCAAGAACAAGCAACUCGACACUGUCAAGGGGGGCAGCAAGGCAGCAUCAAGCACACCAUCGCGUGCAGGCAGUGUAGCAUCAACCGGCUCGAACGGAACCACCAAGGCCGGCGCUGCCGUGGUGACCAAGAGCGGCAGAGCAUCGCGCAAGAAGUAGGAUUGUUCACUUCAUCAUCUCUUUGGUUAAUGGGCAUUCUAAAGGAAAGCGGAGUAAGCUGGGAGGCGUUUACAUGUUGAUGCGAAGGGCUUGCUUUUCUGAAUGAUUCUCUUUGAUGACUUGCUACGCAAGAGCUUUAUCCUUUUACAGAAAGAAAGAACGGGCAGACACAAGUACGCUAUAAAAGGAAUUAGCAGGCAAAAAAGUUUGCCAUUAUUGACAUUGUUGCCUUGUGCUGUGC
Molecule: messenger RNA, 3782 nt
Organism: Aureobasidium subglaciale EXF-2481
Lineage: Eukaryota; Fungi; Ascomycota; Dothideomycetes; Dothideales; Saccotheciaceae
Exons: 5
Coding region: 227-3541 (1104 amino acids)
Biological process (GO): nucleosome organization; regulation of transcription by RNA polymerase II
Cellular component (GO): chromatin; nucleus
Molecular function (GO): nucleosome binding; DNA binding; ATP hydrolysis activity
Source: RefSeq, a predicted model, not a curated record